Myotis myotis is the source of this 1020-nucleotide messenger RNA. RefSeq names its product canopy FGF signaling regulator 2 (gene CNPY2). The record is from RefSeq and is a predicted model, not a curated record. The coding region runs from base 352 to 900 and encodes 182 amino acids. Lineage: Eukaryota; Metazoa; Chordata; Mammalia; Chiroptera; Vespertilionidae. Gene Ontology annotation, cellular component: endoplasmic reticulum. The transcript has 6 exons.
AGCCGGCCCCGCGACCCGCCGGGGUCCUCGCUGCCUAGGAGUCGCUCCGGAUCCGCCUGUUCGCGCGAGAGUGGAGGAGCGGGUUUGGGGUCCGACCCUGGCGUGGGCCGGCGCCGCAGUGAAUCGCAGCCCGGCGCAGGCGCCCCCUUAGGGAGCGGGGAGCUGUUCAGGCGGUCGCCGGGGCACCCCGUGUCUGAAAGCGCCGGAGCCUCUGGAGGAGCCGGGACGGCCCCGCUCCCCGCAGCCGGGCGCUCGAGUCCAGACCUAACGUGAGAGGUCGACCGGCCUGCAGCGCCCGGCCCACGGCGGCGGCCCCGAGAGCAGAGGUGGAGCGACCCCGUUACGUUAGAGAUGAAAGGCUGGGGUUGGCCGGCCCUGCUUCUGGGGGCCCUGCUGGGAGCCGCCUGGGCUCGGACGGCCCAGGAUCUACACUGUGGAGCUUGCAGGGCUCUGGUGGAUGAACUAGAGUGGGAAAUUGCCCAGGUGGAUCCCAAGAAGACCAUUCAGAUGGGCUCUUUCCGAAUCAAUCCGGAUGGCAGCCAGUCAGUGGUGGAGGUGCCUUAUGCUCGCUCAGAGGCCCACCUCACGGAGCUGCUAGAGGAAGUAUGUGACCGGAUGAAGGAGUACGGGGAACAGAUGGACCCUACCACCCACCGCAACAUUUACAUACGUGUAGUGAACCGGAACGGAGAACCCAAAGACCUGAAUCUAGAGGGCAUCCGGAUUGAUUCAGACAUCCGUGGCACCCUCAAGUUUGCGUGUGAGACCAUUGUGGAGGAAUAUGAGGAUGAACUCAUUGAAUUCUUCUCCCGAGAGGCUGACAAUGUGAAAGACAAACUCUGUAGCAAGCGAACAGACUUAUGUGACCAUGCCCUGCACAUACCGCAUGAUGAGCUGUGAAUCACUGAGCCGGCCCAACUGACAAGCUUGAUGGAUCACCCCCAGGAGGGGAAAAGGUGGCAAUGCCGUUUAUAUUAUGUUUAUAAUGAAAUGAACUGGAAAAAUAUGAAACUAAAAGGA